AUGAAUCGCAAGCCAGGCAUAUGCCACGCCUUCCAGCGAGGCAAGUGCCACUAUGGCGCCAGAUGCAAGUUCAGCCACGACUUGACACAUGAAGGGCACACAUCACGCCUUCGACCAUGCAACCUCUUCAAGACACCACAAGGCUGCAAAUUUGGUACUGCUUGCAAGUUUUCGCAUGACCGCACGAGUCAAAAUCAAGAUGAUGACACCACUACACAAGAAUUCGACAAGUGGAGGCAACAGUUAACUCAACGUCAACCGCUCGGUUUCGGGCUCGGUAAGUUUUUCGAGCAGACCUUGCAGCUUGUCAACCUCGACAAUGCUUGCCGACAAGAAGUCGUUAGAACUCUUGCUUCCGAUCGCGGUCUGAUUAGAAUCCUCGAGUUGGUCAGUCAGAACUUCGACACUAUGUCUGACAAGACGACGGAGCAUGUUUUCACCAUUCAGAUUGUGCCUCUGUUCCGCGCCUUGUCCGAAGAGCAUGUCAUGUCAUCCCCUCUCCUCGAACGCCAUCUCGGCGAUAUCUGCAUUUUCAUGUACGGUGUUGGAGGUAUCAGAGGCGAAAAGCUCUUUGCUACUGUCGUUCGAGCACUGUCCGCAUCAAUGCAUAAUCCGGAUGUCAAGUUUUAUGUUUCUCUUGAAGCAUCACUCGCAGUGUUGUCAAAGAUCGUGGAAUUCAACAGCACUGCAAAGGUGACACCGAUCUUUGGCACUUAUGCAAGCACUAUGGCAGCCAUGAUGACACCGCAGAAUGACGAAGCUGCCGAUGUUUUGAGAUGUCAAGCAGAGAAGCAUCUUGAUGGUAUCAACAAGCGUCUAGGAAUUGGCAAGACAAUCCGGAACAUUGCAACUAGCAACACUCAGGACCUUCAAAGGCCAGUGUUCAAGCUCCAACGCGACUACCCCGGGCGCCUGGCCAACGGCAGACCCCGUCACGACAACGACUUUGAGUCAAUCGAGAAUAUUCAGAUAAUGCCAACUUCUGACGAGAUCAAAAGCCCCCACGCCGAAUAUCUACCCCUACAGGAUCCUUCAACUUGGCACAAACAAGGCCUUGAAGGCUUACUCGAUCGCCACUUCCGGUUGCUACGCGAGGAUACCGUCGGUCAAUUGCGAGACAGUGCUCGUAUUGAGCUUGAAGCUCUUCAGGGACCAGGAUCAGCAUAUUCACCCCGCAACAAUACCGGCACAUUGAAGAAGCAUACCUACCAUAAUGCUCUAGUUGAACAUCCCAAGUUUGAACCACGUAACGGCCUAGAGUUCGUUAUCAGCUUUGACCAACCGAUUGAGCUACAAUCAAAGUCCAACAAGAAGCGCAGCGACUGGUGGCGUGAUUCAAAGCGGCUGGAAGGUGAUGCGCUCGUGUGUCUCAUCAGUUCGACCCAGGCGAUCGUAUUCUGCAGCAUCAGCUUCCCUGAUGAUCCCGCCAGGAGGCCUGAGCGAGAAGCAGGCGAGACCCUUGACCCUCACCAAAACAUCACAUCUUAUGACACAGAUCGUGUCAGGGUAAUCGCUCGACCCGUUGAGAUGGAUUCGGAGGCUGUCGCCCAUAUCUUAGGCACCUUCUCUCACACAAACAUCCAGGGCGGCCGCUCCCUAGUCGAAUUCCCGGGAGUCCUCCUACCUGCGUUCCUUCCUACCUUGACCGCGCUCCAGACCUUAUCCAGGAAUGGUGUCCUGCCAUUUUCAACCUUCCUUGCACCUUUGGACGUUGUCGAAGAACAAGACACGAUGACCAUCCCCCCACCAGCUUACGCACGAAGAGCCGGGUUUCGCUUCAAAUUGGACUUGAUCACAGAGGGAAGCAAGAACCACUCGUAUGAUCCGGCAAGCCUUGAGCGCUCCGAUGUGGAAGAGCUGAAAAAGAUGUCCACCUUGGAUGAAACUCAAGCCACCGCUCUGCUUACCUCUCUGUCAAGGUCUUUUGCGCUCAUUCAAGGCCCUCCCGGAACAGGAAAGAGCUACACUGGCGUUGCACUUGUGAAAACACUCGUCAACAACAGGAAGGUAGGCAAGCUUGGUCCUAUCCUCGUGGUCACCUUCACCAACCAUGCCUUGGAUCAAUCGCUAGAGCAUCUGCUUGACGAGGGCAUCGCUCAAGUUGUUCGUAUUGGCAGUCGUUCUAAAUCUGAACGUUUGACCGACCUCAACCUGCGCAAAGUUGCCGAGAAGGCAGGCAAAACCAAGGUUGAAAAGUCUGAGUACGGAAAGGCCAGAGGACAGAUGAAGGACGAAGCCAGGGCGAUCAACGAGUCCUUGGUAGAGAUCUCGCAAGACAUUCAGUUGAUAAGAAAUUACCUGGCACGAAGUAACUCUUCUCAUGACGCUUACCUCUUUGGCGCACAGACCGACGCUGAAGGGUUCGUCACCGUCCAACAUAGUACCCCUGAGGAGCGUCUCAAGUCUUGGCUUCGUGGAGGUAAACACAUCCGAAGCAACAUGCCUACUCAAACAGUCGCCGGAGUUGCCGAUUUGGGAACUCUUUCGUACGUUGAAAGACACAAGCUGCACAAUCACUGGCUUCGAAGGGCAAGACAGCCAUUGAUUGAUGCGAUCAUGGACCGCGUCGAGCAAUUCGAGGACCACCAAUUACACCUGAACCACGUUCGUAACGAGUUGGAUCUUCGCGUGCUCGAGCAAGCUGAUGUUGUCGGAGUCACGACCUCAGGCCUUGCUCGUAAUCUUAGUCUUCUGCGUAGACUUCCUUCGAAGGUUCUUCUCUGUGAAGAGGCUGGCGAAGUGCUUGAGUCUCAUCUCCUGACUGCGUUGCUACCGUCUGUCGAGCACGCUAUCCUCAUUGGCGAUCAUCUGCAACUACGACCCCACAUCCAGUGCUACGAUUUGUCCCAGGAGAGCAUCCAAGGUCAGCAGUAUUCCUUAGAUACCUCCCUUUUCGAGAGACUUGUCACUGCGACCGAUGGUGGAAUACGUCUUCCGUUUAGCCGUCUUGACACGCAGCGACGAAUGCAUCCCAGCAUUGCUGAGCUAGUGCGUUCGACGCUAUACCCUACACUCUCGGACGCGCCGUCCACUCUCACGCACCCGGAAGUAGCUGGGAUGAGAAAGCGUCUAUUCUGGCUUGAUCACCAGCAUCCUGAAACCCACGGGGGGGCUCAAUCUACCUCACACACCAAUGACUACGAAGUCGAGAUGACUACUGCUCUUGUUUCGCACUUGAUCAAGCAAGGAACGUACAAACCAGGAGCCAUUGCAGUUCUCACACCAUACUUGGGGCAACUCAGAAAACUCCGUCUCAGGAUGCAGAGCUCUUUUGAAGUUCUGCUCGAUGAUCGUGACGUCAAGAGUCUCCAAGAUGAAGGUAUGAAUGACGCAGCACAGGUAAGAGCUCCAUUGGCGCCUGGCGUCCAGAAAGGUUCCAUCGCUUCUGCCGUACGCAUUGCUACUGUCGACAACUUCCAAGGAGAGGAAGCCGAGGUUGUCAUCAUUUCCCUGGUCAGAAGCAAUCAGGAACAAAAGUGUGGAUUUCUGCGGACUUCUAAUCGCAUCAAUGUCCUGUUGUCUCGUGCCAAGAAUGGCAUGUACAUCAUCGGAAAUUCGGCCACCACCCAGCACAUCCCCAUGUGGGCUGAAGUCCUUCAGAUACUUCAGAUUGACAGUAACUUCGGCGAAGUUCUGGAGCUGGCAUGUCCCAGACAUCCUGAGGACGAGAUGAAUGUCGCCGAACCGGACGACUUCAUCAAAUUCGCUCCUGACGGUGGCUGUGUUUUACCAUGCGCUCAGAGACUGAAUUGUGGACAUCACUGUGACUCUCGUUGUCACUCUCAAACCCUUCACGAUGCUGUGAAGUGUCUCGCACCCUGCCCCAGGCAGCCUGGUACUCACUCAUGCUCUCAUGCGUGUCCGCGUGUUUGUGGAGAGGUUUGUCCGCCUAGAUGCAUGGAGAUUGUCAAAGACAUAUCUGUGCAGCUUCCUUGUGGCCAUGUCAAGGACUCUCUUCCUUGCUGGCUGUAUCAUGAGCAAGACGAGAUCAGGUGCGAUGAGAUUGUUCAGCGCACUGUGCCUGGUUGUGGUCACGAUUUGCAGCUCCGCUGUUGUAUUGAUGUCACAGAAGACCACUUCCUGUGUCGUGUAAAGUGUGGAAAUGCUCUGACUUGUGGACACACAUGCAACAAGCCUUGCCAUACUUGCAAGAAGAGAAACGACUGCAUUAUUGUCGAGGAAGAGCAUGGCCAAUGUCGUCAACAGUGUGGCCGGGACUUCAACAACUGCAACCACAGCUGCAUUAAGACUUGCCAUGGAGAUGCAGACUGCGGUGUCUGCACGCAGCCCUGUGAGGUCCGGUGCAGUCAUUCAAGUUGCCCCUCCACUUGCUCUGAGCCUUGCCCCCCGUGUGCAGAGCAGACUUGCUCAUCCUCAUGUGCUCACAGUAAGUGCAACAUGCCUUGUGCAGCCCCCUGCGACUGGGUUCCUUGCUCUCUGCGCUGCGAGAAGAUCCUUCCAUGCUCUCAUCAAUGCCCUUCUGUCGAUGGCGCGGCUUGCCCCGACAUUAGGUUCUGUCAGGAGUGUGGCAGUGAUGACAUCAAGGCCCGAGUUGUUGACUUGAUCAUGAUGAGUACUUACAAUGAGAUUGACUUGCAAGAAGACCCUUGUAUCUUCCCUGCUUGUGGCCACUUCUACACAGUCAGCACUAUGGACGGUCAUCUAAGCCUUGGUGAGCACUAUGUCGUGGAUGGUGACGGUCUACCUGUCGCUCUCAAGACCCCCGAAGACAAUCUCGAUGUCGACAAGACUCGCAUGGUUUGCCCUGACUGCCGCCGUUCUUUGCGCGACAUCCCUCGAUACGGCAGAAUUAUCCGCCGUGCACUAUUGAUUCAGAGCACGCUGAAGUUCAUUACUUGGUCGAACAACUUGUACGUCUCGGCAUAUGGAAGCUUUUCAACGGCACAGAAUACCUUGAAAGAGACUUUGGAAGAGGCUAAGCCUGCAGAGAUUGACCUCCAUCUUGUAGGGUCUCGAUCUGAUCAAAUCCAGGUCAUCCACGUCAGUCUCUCAAAGCGCAGAUACGCCAACAUUGUUGCUCUGAGACACUCCAUAGACAACUUCAGAGGCCUCGUCCGUAAAGAUGAACAGCCAUUCAAGCGCGUUCAGGAGCUCGUUCGUUACGCUCGCAAACAGAAGCAGACUCAGUCAGACUUUGUUUUUGACGAUAGCGUCAUCCUGCAGACCAGAAGCUCCUCUUUAGCCAGCGCCUUGCUUCUUCGCUGCGACCUAGUUAUCCUGUCAGACGUACUCGCUAUACGUUCGUCAAAGCCACUUCCAUUUGGCACUAGCACUACUUUGGACUUUACCAAGAACCGCAGAGACUGUGAGGCUCUCUUCCUUACUGCUCAAGAAGGACUGCAUCACUUGCAGCAGGCUGAAGCUUUGAUCUUCUGGGCACACUUCGCCGCCCUCGAAAUUUCCUGGCGCUCGACGCAUGAGGAAGAAAGUGGUAGCAAUGCACUCGACACCCUCCGUGCCCAAGCCAAAAACCACCUCGCCGGAGCCCGCACAUUCUGCGCCGAACACUCCCAAGCCCGCGUCGUCGAGUCUGAAAUUGAAGAGGUGGUAAAGAUGCUGCGUGAAAGUACAUUCUACAGCCCGGUGACAAACGAGGAAAUGAAGAAUGUCGUUGCCGCCAUGGCACGCGAGUUCAGAGGUACUGGUCACUGGUACCGUUGCGAGAACGGUCAUCCAUUCACUGUCGGUGAGUGUGGUAUGCCUAUGCAGACUGCUCGCUGCCCUCAAUGUGGUGGAGUCAUUGGAGGACAGGGACACCAAGCUGCUGCUGGCGUUGCUCGUGCCAACGACAUUGAACGAGAGUUUGGCAACAUGAGACUGUGA
Aureobasidium subglaciale EXF-2481 is the source of this 5844-nucleotide messenger RNA. RefSeq lists its product as uncharacterized. Gene Ontology annotation, cellular component: nuclear RNA-directed RNA polymerase complex; nucleus. Lineage: Eukaryota; Fungi; Ascomycota; Dothideomycetes; Dothideales; Saccotheciaceae. Gene Ontology annotation, biological process: regulatory ncRNA-mediated heterochromatin formation. Gene Ontology annotation, molecular function: zinc ion binding; helicase activity. The record is from RefSeq and is a predicted model, not a curated record. The coding region runs from base 1 to 5844 and encodes 1947 amino acids. The transcript has 3 exons.